AUGAGCCACAGAGAGAGCUCCAGGCGCCCUAGCCUGAGGUCAGAGACCACAUACGCCCCGAAAAACAGGCAAUCACGACGCCGGACCUUGUCCGAUAUCUUAGAGCCACCCAAGGACGACCCCCAUCGAGUGAUCGUCAGGAGUCCUUCUUCCAGACGGAUCAACCCCACCGUUUCAGAACACGAAGACUCCCGGACCAGACGGCGACCUCCGUCAAGGCCCCCAGCGGAGAUGGACAGAGAGCGGCACGUUUCUUCAGAUGAAGAAAGUGACCAUUGGGACUCUUAUUCUUCUGUUGACGACAAUUUUGACUUGAUAUGCAACCCACGCCACGCCAAGGAUGUUGGAGUUCGACUUGAGUUCGACGUCCUUCAAGACCUGGACGACGAGUUGGAAGAGUUCAACCAGUUUGUCCGCCGAGGCGAGUUUAGAGCUGCCAAGACUUUCUUCAACGACAAUCUCCUAGCUCACAUUACUUCCCCUUGGGUCUUUGUCCAAUACGCCGAGAUGCUCUUCGAGAUGGGUGAUUAUAAGUCACUACUUUUGCUUGACCCCGAACCUGUAUUCCGCACCAUUGCAUCUGCAAACGAGUACGAACACUAUGAAGCAAUCAGAAGACUUGAGAUUAAUUGGAGACUUCUCAAGGCAUCUUGCCUAUCUCGCAGUCAGCAUGAGCUCGGGCCUGUCCUCGAUGAGAUUUGUCUGUCCAACGAGAUCGUCCCAGUGCGACAAGACGUGGGAUCAACAGAGAUCCGCAUCAUUUGUCUGACUAUAGCCCUGAUGGAUAUUGCGAAUAGACGAAUUGUUGGCCUAACAGAGUUUCCGCACAAUUUGGCAGACUGGGGAGACUGGAAGCAUGUGUACGAACUGCUCCAGGCCCAAGGCCGCAUAUGGGACUUCCGAGAUUUUUUCACCACGUUUUGUUUCUACUUCGGUAUCGAGAGCGCCGAAGAACAACUCCUUGGGUCUAGGUCCAUCCUUCAAGCCAUCGCUGAAGACUGGGUGUUGCUAAUGGAUGAUGACGAGGCCACUCUCCUAGCCAUAGUUGAUCUCCUAACAUCCAUUGUGCUCUAUGUUUUCAACCAUGCCGAAGACCAGCUGCUCCGUAAGAAAUACCUCGUCUAUGCCAGCACCCUCGCAGAAGCUGUCAUGACGGAGCAUCCCCGCUGCACCAAGACUCGGCCCUUCCUCCAGUUCAUCGUGGCACAAUCAUCUAUGUCACUACGAACGGGUAGCGGAAGCCAAUCGGCGUACAGCUAUCUUGACGACUUUCCCGGCUUAGCAGGUUUUUCGUAUGACCUCGAGCUGCCAUAUUACCUACCAGUUCGCCAGGAAAACCCUGGAUGGAAUCCUCCGGAUCUCCCAGAAAGCUCCAUCGAACCUCUUGAAAUGGCACUGGAAGCUUCUCGGGGGCUGGAUGACUAUCGAACUCAGGCACUGUGUCUCAAAGCACUCGCCGUGAGGAGUCGUGAGCCAUCCAGACUUUUUGAAGAGUUGAUCCGCGUCCAAAAGGUGAUACAGCAAGACAUGGAAGGCUAUUUAACAACUUGUCUCUCCAGGUAUCUGGUUUCAAAUGACAGAGACUCAAAGUAUGCUCUUCUAGGAGAAUUGAACCGUUUUGGGUGGUGGCAUGAGACAUCAAAAUUGCUCAGACCGGAUAAGGGCUGCGCGCGAGACAUCAUCCAGCAAGCUCUGUCCGUCCCACAUCAAAAUCAUGUCUCGAAGAGUGUUGAGGCAGGCUUUCGGCACUACAACUGGCUUCCAGGCUCUUUCCAACACUUCAUUGCUAAACAUAUGCUGCCACAACAGAUACCACCCCCCCAACCCCAAUCUAGGCCCCUGACAGUUAUCCCAUUACGGCCCCGAUCUCAGUCAUCGACUGCCAUCCGACUACCACCAUCACCCGGACCCGUACCGCCCCGAAUGCCCGACCUUCCACGACAGCUCGCUCCUGGUUACCACUCUGAUGACAGUCAAGACGACUCUGAGGUAGAGACUCGUACAUAUCGAAUUGGACGCUCCCGAUCGCGAGAGAUGCGAGCAAUCCCAGAGGAAGCAGAACGACCUACAGCGGAUCACAUUGUAGUAGUAGAAAGGAGAUCCCCAUCGCUGCGGACCAAAUCCAGGGCGCCGCCUACUACUUCAAUCACCUCCAGGCCCACCAUAGAGGAUGAAGCCAGAGAUGAGAAAAACCACACAGACUAG
Messenger RNA from Fusarium vanettenii 77-13-4, 2205 nucleotides. RefSeq lists its product as uncharacterized. The transcript is spliced from 3 exons. The record is from RefSeq and is a predicted model, not a curated record. Lineage: Eukaryota; Fungi; Ascomycota; Sordariomycetes; Hypocreales; Nectriaceae. Bases 1 to 2205 code for a protein of 734 amino acids.